GCUGUCAGACACUAAUAAUCAUAUUCUGCUCUGGAGGCUUUCAUUCACUUCAUGUGGUUUAAAACAUUAUGCAGGCUUAUCAGCCUCCUGACUGCUGUGUUCAUGUAGCUCCAGGGCAACAUGUGUGCAGGCCAUGUAUGUUCCAGUGUGUCUCUGUUUUACUUCAUGCACUUCACCCCCUCCUCACUCUCCUCUUCCCCAAAUCCCCCCCUUCUUGUUGUCUAGUGCACCGUUGCCCCACACCUUCAAGCGGAAUGGAGAAAGAGAGAGGAAAGACUGAGACAGAGAGAGAGAGAGAGAGAGAGAGAGAGAGAGAGAGAGAGAGAAGGGAGGGUAAACCGGUUCAGCAGGUAUACUGAGGCCUAACCCAGACUCUCCCCGGCUUGUCACCGUUAUUUCUGACGCGCAUGCGCGCUGGCGCCUGUUUCCUGCUUUUCAAAUGAGUACCUGUGCUGCUUCUUGACCCACCUCUGUCGACUGUGUGUGUGUGAUCAGGAUACAAUACACCGUUUUUUUCCCUCUACCUCACCCACGCACACACACUCCCGUUAUUUCAGGGCGCUGGAGGUGAUAUUCGUCUUUACCUGUCCGGCUCGCACACCUGAGCGGACUCACCUGUCCGCCCGAAAACACUUCUCGUUGUUUUUUGUUUGAGUGCGGCAAAGAAAGCAAAGGUGUGCGCGGAAAAAGAGGGACUUUAAAGCGGCACGCAGUUUACGAAACGAGAAGAAAGGUGCAAGAAGGAAGGAGGAGAAGAGGGGACCGACACCUUCCAUUUUUUUUUCUCCCAACUUUGGAGUUUCCUGCUUUUGUAACUUGUUGUUACGUCGCCAGCUUCUCCUCUAACCUCCAAACAAGGACUGGGUGUUAAUUAAGCAUGCCGAGGGCCUUUCUGGUGAAGAAGGCGAAUGUUUCGCCGGGAAAGCGGAACUGGAGCGAGCUGCCUGAUAAUGAGCGAGGGGACGUCUACAUCCCAGUCUCCAUCUUUCCCCCGUCCGUCCUGACGAUGGAAGCCGAAGCCAGCCCCGCAGAGACGACGCCGCUCUGCCUCACCAAACACUCUCUCUCCGACACGCAAACGUACGCCGAGCUGCCCUCCAGCACAAUGCUGGGCCGACCGCAGAGCCCGGCGCCUUCACCGGGGGAGAGGUCAGAGAUCAGACGGAGGUCACAGGGUGCCUCCACAUAUAUCCGGUCCAAAAUCAAGGUAACUACAGGCGAGCUGCCGCCCGAUCCGUCUCAUCUUCCUCUCUCCCUCCCGCCCAUUCCCGCUCCGCCAACCCUGACUCCGGAUGCCACCAUGAUGCCAGUUGCCCAGACGAAAACCCCUGAUCCCAUGGAAGAGGUUUCCAUGGUAACCAGAUCAACAGGUCAAAGUUUGAGUUUGUCAGCGGGGUCGACGGGGAACUAUGCGUGCCAGGUUUGCCAGAAGACCUUCCAGUACCAGCGAAUGUUAAACAGACAUGUCAAGUGUCACAACGAGACCAAGAGGCACCUGUGCAGCUUCUGCGGCAAAGGCUUCAACGACACCUUUGACCUCAAGAGACACGUGCGCACGCAUACAGGAGUCCGUCCCUACAAGUGCACCCUGUGUGACAAGGCCUUCACCCAGCGCUGCUCCCUGGAGUCCCACAUGAAGAAGAUCCACAGCGUCACCCAGAAGUACGCCUACAAGGAGCGGCGCAACAAGCUGUACGUCUGCGAGGAGUGCGGCCUGACGUCGGGAUCUCAGGACGAGCUGCUGAUCCACCUGCACUCGGUCCACCCCGAAAGCGCCCUGCUGAAGGGGAAGGCUGCGAGGAGAGCCGGAGCUGGAGGAGGAGGAGGAGGAGGAAGAGCAGGAUCGCUACCAAGCUCUCCUCAAGGUGCUGAAAGUGAUGACACGACGGGAUCGGGAGGGCAGUAGAGGAGAGGAUUAACAGCAAACUCAGGACAUAUGGACAAACACUGUAGCUGAAGUGAGACAUGUCGGGUGGAUGACGAGACAGAUUACAUAGCAGUAAACGGGGAAAGAAACGUGUGUAUAUGUAUGAAUGUAUGUGUGUGUGGAUUUGGGUAUCUGUAUAUAUCGCAGACUGCAAUGUUAAAUGAAAUCACGCACCAAACAAUGCCAAGUUUGACUCUGAGUAAUAUAUAUUUUUACAUUGGGACUGUGAUGUGGAAGAGUUUAUUAACAUGUCUGACAAUGCCAACGUAUUUUUCUUCAAUUGUAUUGUAUUGCAUGUGAAUGCUACCUGUGGGCUUCUUCGUACAGAGUUUUUCUAUGAAAAAAGUACUUUGUUCAUUAAAGGGAGUAAUAUAUUACACGAGGAUGAA
Molecule: messenger RNA, 2316 nt
Organism: Epinephelus lanceolatus (giant grouper)
Lineage: Eukaryota; Metazoa; Chordata; Actinopteri; Perciformes; Serranidae
Gene: ovol1a
Product: ovo-like zinc finger 1a
Biological process (GO): epidermal cell differentiation; regulation of transcription by RNA polymerase II
Cellular component (GO): nucleus
Molecular function (GO): DNA-binding transcription factor activity, RNA polymerase II-specific; RNA polymerase II cis-regulatory region sequence-specific DNA binding
Source: RefSeq, a predicted model, not a curated record